Molecule: messenger RNA, 1929 nt
Organism: Cyphellophora attinorum
Lineage: Eukaryota; Fungi; Ascomycota; Eurotiomycetes; Chaetothyriales; Cyphellophoraceae
Product: Transgelin
Exons: 2
Coding region: 1-1929 (642 amino acids)
Molecular function (GO): protein binding
Source: RefSeq, a predicted model, not a curated record
AUGGCGUCCGUGACCAGCCUCGACCAGGACAUGCGCAAGAUGCGCCUCGACCGGUACACCCCGGGCGCCGCCAACGAGAUACGAUCAUGGAUAGAAGGCAUCCUCGGGCAGAGACUGGCCAGCGGCGAUCUGAUGGAUGCGCUCAAAGACGGUGUCGCUCUGUGCAAACUCGUCAAUCUUGCCGUCUCGCCCGGCGUCAAGUACAAGGAGUCUUCGAUGCCCUUCGUACAGAUGGAAAAUAUCUCUCACUUCCUGCGCGCAUGCGAAAACGCCCCUCUCAGCCUGCCUUCCCACGACCGAUUCCUCACUGUCGACCUCUACGACAACAAAGACCCAGCACAAGUCCUACAAUGUAUUGCCGCCUUUAGCCGCCGAGCACACGCCGUCAACCCUACCAACUUUCCAGCCCCGCUAGGAGGCAAGCCGAAGACGACCAUGAGUCCUCAAGGUACCGGCUCGAGUAAUGGUCCAAGAUCACCGGGCUAUACCACAAACCGGGCCAGAGGCAUCAGUACGGCAGCAGAUACUCCUCCCGCAAUCGCCUUCAAUCCUCUCAACAAGGCGGCAUAUUCCGGUCGUAUCAGUCCUACUAAGCAAACAAGCAGUCUUGCGCGUGGUGGUCUAGCUACUGGUGGACCAGUGAGUAGUUGGAGUCAAAAGGGCGAUCAGGACAAGACCGCUCCUGCCUGGAAUAUUCAUCAGUAUGGCUAUAUGGGUGGUGCAAGCCAAGGCAACCUCGGCGUGGCAUUCGGCGCUCGUCGGCAGAUCACCUCGGCAGGGCCUGAGGUUCCCAGUCUCGCAGAAAAGGAGAAACGCCUGCGGGAGAAACUUGAGCAGGAGAAGCGUGAGCUAGAAGAGCGACAAGCCCAGCAACAGGCGGAAAGGGAAGCAGAACAAGAGCGACAGAGGCAGGAGGAGGAGCAGGCACGUCUGGAUGAGCAGCGGAGAUGGGAAGACGCAACGAGAAGACUUCGCGAAAAGGAAGACCAAGACCGCCGUAGAGAAGACGAUCGUUUACGGCAAGAACAGGAUCGACUUCGACGUGAGCGCGAAGCAGCCGACGCUCAACGUCAGCAAUUGCAACGAGAACACGAAGCCGAGCAAGUCCGCCAGCGUGAAGCUGAGAUGGCCCAACAACGAUCCCGUCAGCGUGGAACCAGCGAUGCCCGACUGAAUGGCCAAUUCCUCUCACAAUAUCAAGCCAACAACCACUCCGACGACCACACUUCUCCCAACCGGUCUGUCAGUAACGAAGCUGCCGCUGAGGCUCAACGCAUCGCAGAUCUCGAACGCCAGCUUGCUGAGCUGCGCGAGUCCCAACGUCGUGCCGCCGCUUCACCACCUUCCACUCUACCAUCUCGCCAACCCCAGCCCACUAGCCACGAAGACGAUUGGGCAGCCUCCGAACGCGACUACCUUCGCAGCGAAUGGACCAACGCUCAGAAGGACUCCGAGAACUACCAACAGCCCACUAAACAGCCUGACCUUCCAACUCGCCCUCUCCCCAACCCAAGUAACUACACUCCUGGUAGCAACCGCACCGACCGCUUCCUCGCCUCCAACCCCGCACCUCCGCCCGCUCAAACGACUUCCCACCGACCCCAAGACUACUCCACUACCACUGAAGUCGACCUCGAGAACCAGCGCCGCGCCGCAUCCCAGACCAAGACCAAGGCCGGCGGUUGGGCAUCCUCGUCACUCCUUCAGCGUGAGAUGGAGCGCGAGCGCGAGCGACAGCGAGAGUGGGAGGAUGGACAGAAGGAGACGGCUACGCGCUCUAGGGACGUGCAGCAGGGGAGUCAGCCAGGCCAGAGCUGGGACGUGCAUCAGUAUGGGUAUAUGGGUGGUGAUAGUCAGAACCGGGGCGGGACGGGGCUGGGUGUCGGUGGUGCGCGGAGGCAGAUUAUUGGGCCAAGACCGCCGCCCUGA